This is a messenger RNA of Sclerotinia sclerotiorum 1980 UF-70, 405 nucleotides long. RefSeq lists its product as hypothetical. The transcript has 2 exons. The coding region runs from base 1 to 405 and encodes 134 amino acids. The record is from RefSeq and is a predicted model, not a curated record. NCBI's taxonomy places the organism in Eukaryota, Fungi, Ascomycota, Leotiomycetes, Helotiales, Sclerotiniaceae.
AUGCCUGUCAUUGUCGCCGCUGUCAUUGUUGCCGCUGUCAUUGUCGUCGCUGUCAUUGUCGUCGCUGUCAUUGUCGUCGCUGUCAUUGUCGUCGCUGUCAUUGUCGCCGCUGUCAUUGUAAUCGCUGUCAUUAUCGCCGCUGUCACUAUCGCCGCUGUCAUUAUCAUCGCUUCCACUGUCAGCAUCAUCAUACGAAGCGUAGAAGAUUAUGUAGAUCGUGAAAUGAGGAUUUGGGGGAGAGUGUUAUCCACGACGGAAUGCGAGAACGUCCGAAAGGCGUAUUUAGUCCAUGCCGAUUCUAAGACGCGAUGUGCUACAACUCCUGCAACUUCCUCUAUACUCAGGAGGGUGUAUGUGCAUGAGCUGAAAGAAGUCUAUCUGUCAGUCUACGUCCACCCAGGUUGA